AUGCCUUUCGGUGUUGAGAUAGAGAAUGAAGCGACGCGCAGGAGCGUGCUCCCACGUAUCGAGACGAAGCUAAAGGAGAUUGCGACAAAACACAAGCUUCGCUACAGAAAGUCCGACCUGCGCUGGAGACAUUUUCUUUUGCAGCCCAAAAAGCAUUCCGAAGAGGACUCAAAGUUGGACUUUUUCCUCUCGGAUUUUGGGUCCUUGGGGGAAAUUGACGAAAAAGAUAACAUUGAUGAAGUUGUCAAGAGUCAAAUGGAGGUUUUGAAGCGGGCGAUUGGAGAUCAGAUGGAUGCUCUGAGUUCGCCUGCGCAACGAAAACGGAAAGGCUUGAGCAGACCACCGACGGCAUCGACCAAAGCCAGGCUCGGCGACAAGGACUGA
Molecule: messenger RNA, 384 nt
Organism: Seminavis robusta
Lineage: Eukaryota; Bacillariophyta; Bacillariophyceae; Naviculales; Naviculaceae
Source: the annotation of a GenBank genome assembly